This is a messenger RNA of Nothobranchius furzeri (turquoise killifish), 2639 nucleotides long. Its product is annotated as C-type lectin domain family 4 member E. Gene Ontology annotation, molecular function: pattern recognition receptor activity; (1->3)-beta-D-glucan binding. The record is from RefSeq and is a predicted model, not a curated record. Gene Ontology annotation, cellular component: cell surface. NCBI's taxonomy places the organism in Eukaryota, Metazoa, Chordata, Actinopteri, Cyprinodontiformes, Nothobranchiidae. Gene Ontology annotation, biological process: positive regulation of cytokine production involved in inflammatory response; positive regulation of cell population proliferation; detection of molecule of fungal origin.
AUUUGAAACAAGAACUCCUCCCUUUUACCCGGGACAUCCUGCUCUACCUGUGAACUCGGCCCACAUUAGGAAGUGUUUUUAAAGCAGAAGGAUACUCCUGACUGCAGUUUUCUCUCAGAGUUGCAGCAGCAGCAUGUUUGACGCUGAGGUCAUUUACAGCGAUGUCAAGUUCACCAAAUCCAAGGACAGAGAAGCUGUUUCUCUUUCAACCGACGACGCUUCCUCUGAAGUCAAGAUUUUAAAAAAGCCAGAAGCUGCGUCUCCUGCAGCCGACGCCACCACCUCUAGCAUCAACCACUCAGAUGAACGGCCGCCAGUCUGUGCCCGCUGUUCAGCAGACAGUCAACUCUUUAAAAGCAGGAAGAGGUCAAAGGUCACCCCUACACUACUGGUCCUGCUGGUUCUUACUGUCUUGGGAGCAGCUGCUUAUGCCGCCUAUUUCACUUUUCAAACUCUCCAAACCCUGAAGGAGGAGAAUGAAGCUCUGAGGAGAAACAUCUCAGAAACAAACUCAAGCAGCACAACGUCUUCUUCAUGCCCAGUCUCUUCAACAAGCCCUCCACCUGCUACCUGCUCUCCAGCACAAAAUCACACGUGUGGAGAAGGCUGGGAGAUACAUGAAGGACAGUGUUAUCACUUCAACACGAGUAGUCAGACGUGGCCCGAGAGCAGAAGGUCUUGUGAGGCUCUGGGAGCAGACCUGGUGAAGAUCGACAGCAGAGAGGAGCAGGAGUUCCUGGUGGGCAAGCUGGUGAACAGGACUACGGUGAUUUGGGACUCGUUCUGGAUCGGGCUGAGCUACUCGGUGGUAGGAGGAUCAUUUGUUUGGGUCGAUAACUCUCCGCUGAACACAAGCCUGUGGGCUGGUGCACAGCCUGUCAACCAGACAAACGGGACUCACCCUAGCGGAAGCUGUGUGAUGAUGGAGAAGAAGAACAACACUGAAGAUCUGAACUGGUGGUUUGACACAGACUGUAAUAGUGUUCAUAAAAGUAUCUGUGAGAAACCAGCAGGAACUGGACCGAGUUCAUCUGUUUGUGGCUGAAGUUCAGUUCAGUCUCUGGAGCAACCUGAGUCCAGGAUCCAGGAGGAGCAGAGAUGAUGUUUGUAGAAAGUUCAUCUCACAAACAGCUGAAGCUUCUUCCACAUUUAUUAAAAACCAGGGGCGUGUCCAGGGAGUGGCCUGGGGUAGCACAUGCCACCCUUAGAAUCUGAUUGGCCACCCCAGGUGCCACCCCACUAAGUUCCAGUUUAAAUUGACUUUACAUUGUCGACAAAAGGCUUGGGUUGUAAACUCCAAAAUAGUGUGUGGUUGCAUGCACCUUUCACCUUGUUUUCCAGCCCAGGCAUGUAGUAUUAAUAUUAUUUAAUAUUUUUUCAUAUUCACAUACAUAGUAUUUAGAGUCCCACUCAACUCCAGUUGGUGGCAGUAAUGCAACAAGAAGUGACUUGCUAACCACCACAAAGGUAGAUGAUGAAGAGGAAAAAAAUGGUGAUUGUGCAAUGUGAAACUCAAAAAUUCACUAGAAAGUGAAUAAAUAAAUAAACCAUUUGUGUAAAUAAAUAAAUAAGCAUAACCAUUGGUGCCACCCAUGAAUAAACAAGUGCCCCACAUGGGCCACCCCAUUUUAAAAGUCCUGGACACGGCUCUGUUAAAAACGUGUAAUUUUCUACUUUAUUCUAUCUGAUGUGUUUUCUUAUUAAUCUGGUUAUUAAUGGCUGAAGGAACCAAAGUGUUAUAAACAUGUUUACAGCUGCUACCAAACAUGUUAUUAGCGUCACCUCCCUCCCUCUUAAUCCUGUUUUCAGCCAGCUCUUUACUGCCCUCUAGUGGCGACAGUCAGAGAACACCAUCAGGCAAAUCUGUGUCACAAUUUAUUCCCAUUUUUUUUAUUUAUUCACACUUGUUUCUUGUUUUGUUUUGUAUUUUAUUGCAUUUGGAAGGAUCUGUCGUGGGUCCAGGGGCACGGCUAUGGGUGGGUCUGGGUGGUGCAGGGUGUUAGAUAAAAACUGAUAUUAACAUUAUUGAACUAAUAUUAAUGUCUUGACUGUUAAACAUCUGGUGUCUUAUUAAACGUAGCUUCAUCCUGUCGAUAGAUACCAGGCUCCAGCAGGUCUUACAGGGAGGAGUAGAUUUUACGAGGAGGACGACCUUGCCUUGGCACCGACCUUUAGCAGUAAAACUCCCUCGAGAAAGUCUAGCAACGGCUUUGUUGAUUUAGGAUGCACCUGGAGAAAGUUUAGUCUCCUUUUACUGCUUUCCCGCCUGAGAGUCUAAAGAAUGUCAAAAUGUGUGUGCGUUGAUCUUUCUGUGUGCUUAAUACCGCCCCCCCCCCCCCCCCGCCUUCCUAUAUCAUCAUGUGAUGUUGUGUGAUGUCUGAAGUCUGUUGCAUAUCUGUGAGGGUAGCUGUGAAGUGCUUUUUUCUCCCUCCUCCCGAAUCAGUUCCUCAUGUAACCCUCUGAUCUCUAUUAAGGUAGCGCGACUCGGGGUUGCGAAUGACCACAGUCACCAAUUCUUGUCAUGUGUCUUGCCCAUGUAUGUCUGAUCUCUGAAUUGUGUGUGCUGAAACUCUAAUUUCCCUCUGGGAUUAAUAAAGUAUCUUUGAUUUGAUUUUAAUAAAUGCUGUCGGAAGGCGUCA